Megachile rotundata (alfalfa leafcutting bee) is the source of this 2130-nucleotide messenger RNA. RefSeq lists its product as uncharacterized. Gene Ontology annotation, biological process: regulation of transcription by RNA polymerase II. Lineage: Eukaryota; Metazoa; Arthropoda; Insecta; Hymenoptera; Megachilidae. The record is from RefSeq and is a predicted model, not a curated record. Gene Ontology annotation, cellular component: nucleus. Gene Ontology annotation, molecular function: protein binding.
GUUAUUCGUACAAAAAAAUAUUUGCAACUAAAUUAUACAUUUUUGUUCACAAAGUUCUAAAUAUGUCGAGACAAAUUUGAAUAAGGAAACAAAUUGCAAAAUAAAGUUUUGUAGAAAAAAUAAUAUUGUUGGGAAUUUAUAGACACUUGAUAUAUUUUUGCAACAACAUUCCCAGGUCAAUGAUUUAUUUGCCACCCCUUAGACCGAGCUAAUGUUGGCAUCCGACUGGAAAUCGAUUGGUAUAUAGGUUAUUUUUAAAAAGUAAAACCCCCACUCAUUCGAGUUUUCCCAAAAAGUAUUCUGCUCGUUGAACUGCAUUUAUUUCUGUUAACAACCAGCGAAAUACGCUACGUGGAUCUCUGUGCUUCGAAUGUACGAUUGCGUGGCAAGUUUUCUGCAAUUUGUGGGUAAAAGGUUGAAAAGUUUUUGAACCCACGAGUCUACACGUAGAAGCGGUUGUAACGUACAAGGUGAUUCUUUCGCGAGUAGACUUCGGAGAAAGUUCCACCAAACACUGUUUAACUAUUCAACAGCGUACCAUAAGAAGUCGAUAUUAUAUCUCACUAAAGGUUUAUCGUAUCCGUAACGAUUAUAUUGUAUAAAGAAGGUAUUUUAGAGAAAAACUGUCAACCGAUAAUUUUUCUACAGAAUCUACUAACGAGAGAAUCACCCUGUACAUAGAAUAGUAGUUCCGAUGUCAGCGGCACAUGUCAUGGCCGAGCGUGUUGUCAUAAACCAAAGUUGCUCACAGUGAAUAGUCCGCGUUAAAUCGAAAGCCAUCAAUUACAGUAUUCAAAAUGAGAGAAGAAACGGUGUUGAGCUUAAAGUGGCAUAGUUUCCCGUCACAUUUAGCGGUUUCUCUCGAUACUUGUUACGAGAAGCAACAGUUUGUAGAUCUUUCUUUAGUAUGCAAAGAUGGGACGAUUUUGAAAUGUCACAAAAUGGUACUAGCUAACUCGAGCUCCUUCUUCCGUCGAUUGUUAAUGGCUAACGAGCAUCCUCACCCUAUGAUUAUACUUCACGACAUCGAGGCAGAUGAUCUGAAGACUAUUAUUAAUUUCAUGUAUUGCGGAGAAAUACAAGUGGUCCAAAGUGAGGUUAGAAGACUGCUAAAGUUGGCGGAAAUUUUGGAAGUUACCGGAUUGCGACAUAUACAAACAUCCGUUUUGGUAGGAGAGUCUAACAAUAUGUCUUAUGAAGCGUCCACUGUAUCUCGUUUAAAAAUUGAGGAGACUAAAAGUCUAUCUACCAAAACAGUACCUGAGCACGAUUCUAAUACUAGAACACAAAAUAAAACGACCUAUCAACCAACAAGAUUCGCUACUACUGCUCAACCACAUAAAGUAGCGAACAAAUUACCUUUGGAUACUAACAAGAAAAGCAAAGAGAAUAAUAUUAAUUUAUUGAGUCAACGGCUGGAGACCGGCAGAUCCGGAAUCAGUAUUGUAGACAUAAAUGAUAUGCCAAGUACAAGUAAAGGGAUUCCUAAUCCACCCAUCCCAAAAAGGAAAGAAAUACCUGAUCCAGUUAUUAAUUGGCCUCGUAUUUUAUCUGCUAUAUCAAAAGAUAGUCCUUUGCCCUUGAAAAAAUUGUGUAUAAUGGAUGAAGUUGAAAUUACAGCUGGAAAACCAUCGACCAUCACUCAAAACAUGAAGACAAAUGAACCUCUGGAUAGAAGGAAAGAAAGCAGCAAUUUGGGCCUCAAUGAAGAUAUGAAAUGUGGAAUUUAUAUAAAAGACGAAGUAGAUCUAUCCUUUGAAACUGAAGAAGAUACAGAAAUGGACCCGUUAGAAGUCGAAGAGGUUGAAAAUGAUACUUCAGAAAAUAUUAUGGGCCCUUCUCAAGCAUACUCUGUUACAAACAUGGAACAUGCUUAUUAUAAUACUGGAAGUCUUCCAGAAUUUCCUACAAGAAAAGGAUCUAAUGGUUAAUAAAUAGGAUAACUUUCUUUUUUUUUUACUGAUAACACUGACUGAAUAAAAUUUUUCCUGCGCCUACAAAUCUUUCUCUAACUUAAAAAUACUUUACAAAAAUGUAACGACACUCAUACAUUAAUUCAUAGUUUGUCACCUUAUUCGUUACUUUGUUACGUGAUCUGGUUUGUUUUGUAAUAAAUCAAUUCAAACUUGA